AUGUCAGGUACAGACAGGAAGGGUUGUCAGGUACAGACAGGAAUAAGCUGUGAAUAGACAUUGGUGGAAGUGGCAGCAGAGGAGUUAUCCGUCUACAAGGAGACCUGUAUAGAUCACAUGAUGGCACCAAUGAGGAUGGAGGAGGACCGGAGUCACAUGACUGAGAAGAUACUAAACCUCACCCUGGAGAUCAUCUACCUGCUGACCGGAGAGGAUUCUGGGAUUCUAACAUGAUAUUCCUAUUGGUUCCUCAAUACAGAGAUUUCCUCCUCUGAAGUUAGGUGAUCAUAUGACCAUCACAGUGCCUCCAUGUGACUCCCUAAACCCUGAGAGACACAACAUGCAGAAGAUUCUAGAAGUCACCAGAGAGAUCACUGAGCUGCUGACAGGAGAGGUUCCUAUAAGGUGUCAGGGUGUCACUGUCUAUUUCUCCAUGGAGGAGUGGGAGUAUUUAGAAAGACACAAGGACCUCUACAAGGACGUCAUGAUGGACAAUCAGCAG
This is a messenger RNA of Staurois parvus, 502 nucleotides long. The record is from the annotation of a GenBank genome assembly. Lineage: Eukaryota; Metazoa; Chordata; Amphibia; Anura; Ranidae.